CGGGUCGGAAGUACUAGAUGUAGAAAACGUAGUUCGUAGUUUUUAGGGAUUACCUUUUUAGUUUUAGAAAACUUUCCAUUCGCCCAAUGGAGGCCGGCAAUACGGCUCCUUUUAGAAAAACUUGGUAUGGUCACUACCAUAUUUGCAUGUGCUGCUCGACGUGUCUAUUUAAACUCCAUCGAAAUUAAGAACAAAAAAUAUUAUUUUUCUGUGCUAGCUCCUGAGGCGGAGAAACAAGGAAGUGCAUAGAAAUCGGCUGGUAGUACAAAGAGACGAGGCCGUAUGUUUGACUUGACGGACGGAAACGGAUCAAACCAUAUCUACAGCAAAUACGAUACAACUGCUCGCGUGGGUGCGCGACCGCUAGGAUCUGCAGUUCUAGUUUCCAUGAAACAAGAAGUGUUUGAUUUUUUUCACAUCCAAGAGCAUUCUUUCGUGCAGGCUACAGUUUGACCUUGACGCCGCUCUUAAGCCGUCUAGACGACUCUCGAAGUUAUAUUUAUUGAUUCCCCCAUUGGGUAAACAUAGAACAUUGAUUGUUACUGUUUAGUCAUUUCAAAUAUAAUUUUUCUUCCCUACUUCUCUUUCGUCCCGGCAGUUUUCAGAGCCUACGGACGGCAUGCUUCUUUCGCUUUGGUGUACGAGUUUGUACGCCACGUUAGGGGGAGCGCUAUGAUCAUGUGUGAAAAUAUAGCAUAAAAUACUACUACAGGGAUAUCUACUAGAUUUCAUUGGGAAUCUCUACUGAUCGGAUUCCAGUCGUCGUCACUUCCGCAUCCUGUGACAGACACUAGUUACUAUAGGUAAGUACGUCCUUACGAGGGAGAGCGCGGCUCGUACAUUUUUUAUGGGAAGAUAGAAGUAACAGUAACUGUUGGUAUCCUGCUCCGGUACACAAGAUUCAGCAAGACUGUUACAGAAGCAGAGCGGUUUCCUAACUAAGACGCACGUAUGGACAACUCGACUUUGAGAUGAACAAAGUCUAGGACGACUUACAAUCGGAGUACGGCGGUGUGCUAGAAUACAAAGUAAAGCUUAGAAAAGAAGCAUGUAACGUAGAAUACUGACAUUUUCCCCCGCAUUUUCGUCAUGAAAGGCAGAAAGAAGAAAGAAAACUGACAUCCCGGAGGAGGUUUUUUCGAGAAGAAAAGGAGGAUCAGGAUCACAGCAAACACUUUGGUAGCACUAGCGACCUAGUAUGGGAAAGAGCAUCACCAUACGCGAGGCCAGCAGAGGUUGAGACAAGAGUUUUUACUCCUCGCAGCAGGCUAGGAAUAUUUUUAGUGGAGCUGAAGCAGAAUUUCCGGAGUGAAGACGCAAAGAAGUAGUACAGCAGUCACAUUCCGUAAAAAUAGAAGUACCAACAUCGCGACUCGAGUUACAGUUCACCGACACUACUUCUACUACACGUCCUCGGGCGACAGGAGCCGGGGGUUUGGACGCAGUCACAGGCACACCCGAUCUUCUCUUUUCUUCUCCUCUACUGCGCGACGUUGUCCAGGGUUUGGAUUUCGUCGAGUCGUGGAGGCUGAAAGAGGUACGAGAAGAAGAACAGACGAAAGGCAGUAUCAUGAGCCUCCUCCCAGGAAGUAGCUCUAGCGACAACACUGGCGGUGCACUGCUGCAGCAGCAGCAGUUCGGUGCGCAGCAACAACAUCAUCAACAGCACUUGAAUACUUUUUGGCCAGGUAGUUGCCCGAGCGGCGGCACAGCAAGUGCCAACGGUCAUCUCCACACAGGCUUGCAGCAACCGCCGUCCGCCGUAUUGCAGCACCGACAGCCCCCGGCAGGCAUUUACGCGAGGAGUUUUGGAGUAGCUGGACCCCCGGGAGGACCCGGAGUUGCACCGCCAGUGUUUGCCUUUCCACAACAAUCGAACGCCCACAACCAUCUGCAACCAGCACACCGACAGCACGACCACGUGCAACCAGGCGGAGGGCGACUGUCGUAUUCGACCAACACGUCAGGACAAUUUGCCGCUCAGCACCAGCCGCAACAGCAGCAGCAGCAGCAGACAUCACAGGUGCUGCCGCCCCCGCCCUCGAAUAGGCUGAUGGCGAAGCCGAAGGUUCGGAUAACGCGGCCAGGAGCUGGUGGAGAGCACAACACCGCGUCCACGCACCCGAAGGCUUCGAUUGCCGGUGCGGCGAACAGCGACCCCUUGCACAAGCAGGUGAUCAAACCAGAGAAGGACAAAAAGCCGGACAAACCGAAGCCGGUGAAGCCGGACAAGCCCAAACUGGUCAAGCCCGACAAACCCCGCUGUUCCGCGAUGAAGACAACCUGUCGCCCGGACAAAAUUGACAUGUGCGGGGGCGCCGGCCGGGGAGCCGCCGCGAUGACAGGGCAGCAGCAGGUGGUCUUUCACCACCACCAGCAGUCGGCGGCAAGCAGUGUCAACAAAACCUGCGGCGCAGGACCAGCCGCGGCGGAAGACUCCGACGUGGAGAUGAACGUGGAGUCUUCGCAGGAAGACGUCGAGAUGGCAGACGAGAACGCCAACAACGAGGGAAGUGAGCAACAGCUUGUAAUGAAGAAAGGAAGAAGUUGCAACAACAAAAGCGCCACUUCCUCAUCUGCACCAGGCGGUACUAUCAAAAACGUCGCUCAACAGCAGCAUCCAAGUUUUGCUGUCACAACAAAUGAUAACUCUACUUUCGGUGGUGCGGGCGCUUUAUUCCCGCGAAGCACCAGCACGGUAUCGACGCACAUCGACUCCACGAGGCCGUCAACGAGGGAGAGCUCCGUGCAGUCGGUCGACGGGGCGGCAUUGGAAGUGUUGACCACAGGGAUGAAAAAGAGUUCAGCUGCAUCGACGAGCAGCAAAGCGGCCACGCAGCAGAGAGGUCGGAGUCCGCCGGCUGCGCAGACGGCGCAGAGCGGUUUUCAACAGCAGCCCCCUCAGCAGACGGCACAGACAAGCAUGAAGGUUGCUCGAGGGAAAGCCAAGGCCAAAGCAAAGGCAGUUGCCUCAACGGGGGGAGGCAGCAGUUCUUCUGCCUCUUCAUCAUCCUCAGCAACGACCGCGAAGACGGUCGGAGGACCAGCUGCUGCGGCGCCAGUAGCAAAAAGUACGUUCCAGAUACCAGGGGAUCCGUUUUUCGCAGGCGCCAGUGGAUCCUUUGCAGUACAGUCCGUACGGAAACCACAACCGCCGGCCGUCACAACGACGCCGCACUCGGGAGGCAAAGGGAAGGGCCGGCGGCCCGGCGGGAAACCGGCCGUGGCGCAGAUCGUUGAUCCGGACAGUCACAAAACGGUAGUGGAGCGCGACAUCGACGAGAUGAUGAAGCAAGGUCUGAUCUUGGACUUCGAGAAGCCGGACAUUCUGCCCUACCUCGUCGAACAGCCUCACGCAAAUUUGGACCAGUUUGAUCGCGACCGACUAGAUGCGGCCAAGACGAAAGAAUACGGUAUAGUACCUGAGUAAAAUUCUCGAAGAACUUCUGCGAUUUCCAAUAAAUGCUACGAGGUUGGUUGUUUUACCGUGUGCAGGUGAGUUUUAUGUUGCUGAUACAAUGAUGCUUCUGCUGUUGCCUACUGUAAAAAAAAAACUCCAGAUCUGGACAACUACACCAUGGAGAGAGUGCGAGACAGCAUGAAACGGGGCAGCUACAUCAACCGGUACCGAUGGCCGAAGAUUACCGCCAAUGUGGACAUUCAGUUCGAGCGGGUCCGGGAAAACGUCCCGAAGGGUAAGCGCAAUCUCCAGCCCGAAUACUUUCACACAGUAAUUGUCUCUUUCUUGCAAAUUCAAGACGAAGAAUUUCGCGGAAUGGGGCUCGCGCGGCCAAUUUUGUUGCGCGCGAUCCGCGCUGCAAUGCAGGAAAGCGAUCAGGUACUUCAUAUACUUGAUUUUGGACUUUUUAUUUCUCUCCCCUUGCUGGGAAUUAUAUACUAGUAUGCACUUACUCAGAGGGGCUGGAGUGUGUGAUAACAGGUCACCCAGCACGUUUUUGGACGUUCCUCCAUAAUAUCACGCCAAGAGAAUGCUCUGUGGUCAGAUCGAAGUUGCGUUGAAGGCGCUCCGCUUGCGCAGGUUAUCCGGCGUGGGAUUGACAUCUUCCGACUCCAUGGGCUCGGGACCGAAUGAAACUCUAUCCAAAUAAACUCUUUCAGGCCAUCCAGGCGUUGCGGUUUAGAAUACGGCCUUCGGACACGAGCGGAAGCGCGACUCUGGCGGCCGAACACGCGCGCCUUGCUUAUCUGUACUGUAAAACGGGCCAGACGCUGGAUUACGUGCAUCGCGACUCGCAGUUUUCUCGGACUGGGAACCGGGCAAUCGAGAUCGUGUUGACCAAGCACCGCUGUGUGCUAGACAAAAUCAAGUAGCGCAUUGCAAAGUGGAACUACGCGUGAAAACGAGAAUGAUGUAGUUGACAACCAUAAAACUGGAAUUCAGCUGCAGGAGCACAGAUAGACAUAGAAUGAUGUUACGGCAGGAAGUCCACGCUUACGCAUUCUGAUAUGUUUGAUUGUUGACCAAGAAAAAAGCACGGCAAAUCGAUGUCAAUGUUGCCGGAAGUUAUUUGCCCAGGUGAAAAAUAGUAGAGAACACAUUACAUGUAGGAAAAUCAGCAUCGCUAGUACUGUGCGCAAGCAACGCUAUCAUUAACAACUUUACAACAUUCCGACGCAACUUGAUACGGCAGCCCGACAUUCUAAGCUAUGACGCAACGCAAUUGAAACGAUAUCACUCACCAACUGAGAUAACUAUCCGCUGGAUGGAAAAACAAAAAGAAUGGCUACAGAAACUGAUGCCAAAAACAUAUUGCCCCGGCUUUGUACCGCUUUACUCGUUUGCUUUCUUGAUGUUACAAGCGUUGCCAUUAAUAUUUCUGACAUCGGCUACUUCUAGGCGUACGAUGAUAUUAAGAGAGCUGUAUCUAGGUAAGUAGCUCGGUGUGGCGCGAAUUUGUUUGAAGCAUUUCGAGGGUACUAGUUUUGUAGUUCCGAGAGCUAGUAAGUGCCUUGUGUAAAAUAAAGGGCUUUGCCGUUCCCUCCGUUCGUUUUCAAGCUCAGCACAAGGUUGUUGUUUGCGCUGCAGUUUUGCAUCUAGUCCUCAACAUCGAUUUCAUGCGACUGCGUCUCUGGUGCCACUGCUGUCGCGCAACAGGGGCCUACUUUGUGUAGCUUUUCCUAGCGGCGCGGGUACGUUUUGUUGCUGCGUUUGGCCACUAAAGCUAUUCUUGUCCGCUUUCCUUCUCGUCCUCGUCCUGUCGCGAAUAUAGCCAAGUACUUCUUCCAUUUCUACGCACGUUUUCAUCAAAUAUAGUUGUUGUUUGCGUUUCUGCGUAGCAGGAGCUGCUACGCGUCUGUUAAUUUUGGCAAGGAUUGUGACGUUAUGGCAAAAAGGAAGAAGUACCCCCUCCUUGUUCAGGAGGGACUCUGUUGCUCAGCGGAGAAACGGAGAAAUCAAUUCGGAAAAGAUCGAGAAACAGCGAGUCGAUAGUCACUCGAAAGUGAAGCGUUGCUUGCGCCUAUCGAUCAAUAGCGAGAAUUAGCGCGAUAUGUUUGCCACUAAUACUGCGCGGAAAGUGAACCAGAAGAACAAGAAGUCUUGUUUUGAUGCUAGAAUCUCCAUGCUAGCUGCAAAGAUAAUCAGUAAGUUUAGUUCUGUUCUCAAACGUUUUUACUCAUUGUCACACCACCGAGACAAGCCACUUGAUGGAUAGACUUGACAUAUUCCAUAGAGCAAUUUGCUAUGUCACUACACCCAACAAAGGUAACUGAAACCGGUUGCUGGAUAUCGAACUAGUAUUCGAGAUAUGAAAUGCAAUUGACAUCAUGAUGUUGAUCCUACUAUCAUCGACGUCGCCGACCUUUAUAGAGGCGCGACUUAGCAGGCUGAAGAUUUCUUGCCUUUGCAGUACUAGCGCAAGUUAGGAGGUUUAGUCGAUAGUGGUGCAACUAAAAUUCUGAUGUAAUUGCAGUUCAGACUGAGGAGGCAGGGUGAUAAUCGAAUACCAUGAAUUCCGAAAUCUACUAUCGCCGGUGAAAUUUUAGUUCGAUGCUGGGGCUGAAUGAGACUGGUCUCGCAUGGAAUGAAAGCCUAGGUUUGAGUAUCGGUCUGCGAUAACGAAUGAUCUCGACUUCGAGAUCAACCUUCUCCUGCCUAUCUCAGCGCAUGAAAGAUGAAACUUAUCACCGAGAAGGUCGCUGAGUACAACUGUAGUUCAGAGUCUAGUAGUACCUUGUUUAUCUUCUUCAAAAUUGUGCGUAAAAAGAGACUUGGAUCUCUUGCCAAGUUGCUUUUAUGCAUGCAUGCAAAACACAAAGAAACCAAGGAUUCAGAAUAGUCAGAUUUCCAUUAUGUUGAUUUGUCCUGCAAAAUGAAUGAACUGAUAGGUGAAGUUGAAAAU
Messenger RNA from Amoebophrya sp. A120, 6362 nucleotides. The record is from the annotation of a GenBank genome assembly. NCBI's taxonomy places the organism in Eukaryota, Dinophyceae, Syndiniales, Amoebophryaceae.